This is a messenger RNA of Toxotes jaculatrix (banded archerfish), 1861 nucleotides long. RefSeq names its product prefoldin subunit 4 (gene pfdn4). Gene Ontology annotation, cellular component: cytoplasm; prefoldin complex. The transcript is spliced from 4 exons. The record is from RefSeq and is a predicted model, not a curated record. Gene Ontology annotation, biological process: protein folding. The coding region runs from base 34 to 441 and encodes 135 amino acids. NCBI's taxonomy places the organism in Eukaryota, Metazoa, Chordata, Actinopteri, Toxotidae.
UCCUGCUGUCUUUGUGCAGCCGAGGAAGCCAAGAUGGCAGCCACUGUGAAGGGACCCGUCGCGGUUGAAGACGUGAAUGUCACAUUUGAAGACCAGCAGAAGAUCAACAAAUUCGCCAGGAACACGAGUCGGAUGACAGAACUCAAAAGUGAAAUAGAGGCAAAAAAAAAAUUGCUGCAGAACUUACAGGAUGCCAGUGACGACCUAAUGAUGGUAGAUGACGACUCACUGUUGAUCCCUUAUCAAAUUGGUGAUGUCUUUAUCAGUCACACCCAGGAAGAAACACAAGAGAUGUUGGAGGCAGCAAAGGAAGCACUGGAGCAGGAGGUCAAAGGCCUUGAGGAACAAGUGUCAGCGAUACAGCAAGUGUUGGGUGAUCUGAAGGUCCAGCUCUAUGCCAAGUUUGGUAACAAUAUUAACCUGGAGGCAGAUGAAAGCUGAGCAGUGAAAUGGACAUUGACAGCUGCCCCAACAAUGGACUUUUUUCAUGCAGGUCUCGUAUCACAUCCACAGGACGUUUGCCAAACAAAGCAUCAACAAGAACAGCUUAGGUUUGUAGCUUCUGGCUUUUGUUUACUCAGAUGAUGUAUGUGUUUAGUUCUGGCAAACAAAUUCACAAGGACAACGAAGGUAAAGAUUUGGAAAUUAAAUAAAUUCACAUAAUUUCUUGUGUAUUUUAAUUGGCCCUUUAUUUAAAGCUCGUGUUAAAUUUUUUUUUUUUACUCUUGUUGAUCAAGCUGAAGUAAAGAAAUAGCAACAAAACAGCUGUGUAGCUUUUUAACUUCUUGCAAAUUUUACAUUCUGCUCUAAAACCCAUUUCAUUUGUGACCCUGCUGCAUAUUUGACGACCCCAAAGGUUUGGAUGAAGUGAACAAACGUUCUCUCUGACACAACAGUGCUCUCUGCUUGGUGAAUUUGUUUCCUUAAAAUGAAAGUGCACAAAAGCAUCAAACAUACUUGACCUUAUUAAGAAUUUUGUGGUGUUAAGGCUUCGAAUCAAAUCAGAGUUGAUUAAAUUAGUAUCGUCUGUCACCAACUGAGCUAACGCACAUCCAGAUUUCUUAAAUAAGUCAUCUCAACUUAAUCUGUGGCCACAAUGUUUAAUUAGCCAUGAUUUACAAAUGAAGGAGCAGAAAGUUAAACCUGAAAUCCACAGAACUGUCUGGAAUUCAGAAACAGAAGCUGUCGUCAUUAGUAACGGUAAAAUAAAUCUGAAACUACACAGUCGCUUUCAGGAGUUGGUCAUCUGUGCAGUUGCGUGUGAGGCUUUGGUUGUGGUGGACAGUGUUUCUAGAGGGACGACAGUCGGUGCACUUCUUUUGAAAGCGAGUGAUCACAAGCACCUCGUGGAAAACCAGCUCAUUAACGGCUGAAAGGACCAAACACGCCUGCUCUUAUGUCAUGAAGCUAAAGAUGAUGCAUAGGAUGAAAACAAUAACUCAGCUGAUGAUACAACACUAAUUUUACUGUCAUGCUAAUCAUUGCAAUCCACGGGUUAAAACAAAUUCAGAGAUUCUUUGAAAGUGCUGUUUGUCCCUUCCUGUAGGUUUCCCCACAUUGUUCUCAUUGUUGACAAACCCUUCACAUGGCUCAGAUAAACUUUAAUGGUAAACUUUUUCAAUACAUUUGCCAUAAAACAAUUAAUAGAUUAAUCAUAAAAUGAAUCUGUAAAUUAAUCAAUAAUGAAAAUAAUUGUUGCAGUCCUUUGUAGUACACAAAUGUUUGUCUUUAUUUGCAUCAGUUAAAAAAAACACUCAGAUAGGAAAUUGAUUUUGCAGCAGUUCAGCAAAUCAAUCUAUGAAUCAAAAUAAUGCACGUUGGCCUCAGAGUUUUUGUCACAAAUAAAAGAAUAAUGACUUCU